Ectocarpus sp. CCAP 1310/34 is the source of this 3946-nucleotide messenger RNA. The record is from the annotation of a GenBank genome assembly. NCBI's taxonomy places the organism in Eukaryota, Phaeophyceae, Ectocarpales, Ectocarpaceae.
AUGUUGGCAGUUACAGCGGCGGAAUUUACGGCGAGAGGGACGGCUCACAUCUUCGUCAACCAAUACAUGACCAAGUGGGGAUGUCCGACUACGUUAUUGUCGGACAACGGACUGCAUUUCUGCUCGAAGCUCUCCAUGGCGAUCUACGAGGUGAUGAAGAUCAAAAAGGUCACCACCAGCUCCUACCACCCACAGACCAACGGCGGCACUGAACGCGUCAACCACACGAUGGCCCAGAUGCUUGCGGUGGUCGUCAACGAACAGCAAAACGAUUGGGACAUACAUCUCCCGCACGUUGAAUUUGCCUACAACAAUUCCGUGAACCAGUCUACUGGAUUAGCGCCAAACGAGAUCCACAUCGGACGCAUCCCGCGACUCCCGCUUUCGGUCUUCGAUCGUCCCACGGUAGGUGGUCAUCAAAGCUUGGCCCGCGAUCAACUCGAGUAUUGCAACCUGGCUGUCGAUCGCCAGCGCCGGGCCUACGAACUUGUCCGCGAGUACAACGCGCUGAAGAUUUCGCGAGUCGAACGCCGAAAUUCAUCCCUGCUGGACGCCAUCCACAAGCUCCCUCAGUUUACCGUUGGCGGGUGGGCUUGGGUACACAACACGGCUGCUACAAUUCGACAGGGUGUGCAGAAGGACACGGACCAACAGGUGCUCAAGGCCACAUUCGCACUUUCCUGGACGGGGCCCUACAAAGUUCUUGCAGCGGGUGACCUCUGCCGACGCCACUCCGGACGGCCGCCCGUUGGCGCAUAAACUCCUCUACCUGGACCUGCCUUCCGAUCUUUCCGGCCCGGCAGCUCGUUGUCGCGUGUCUGUCCUUCGUUGCAAGCCCUGUCGCAAUCCGUACGAGACGGACGACUUGCCGCAAUCUCUGCCCGCCGAGCUUUUGCGUCAUGUUCUGCACUCCUUCGGAGAUAAAUGUCCACCUUUCCACGUCACCGCGGAUGAUGUGUCGAUGCUUGUCGGGCGCCUCGGGGUCGACUAAAUCUCGGGACAUCAACUGGUGCGGGGCCGUAGCGGCGUUCUCGCUGUCCUGUAUCAGACGCAUUGGGUAGGCCUGACUAUUCUUUCAUGGGAACGGGAAUCCGACCUUGAUCUAUUUCGUCGACACAUCCUCUUGUACUGGUCCCGAGAGGCCUGCCAAAGCAAGCAGGGUAACCGUACAUAUCGAGUGGCUCGGACUCGCGCGGCACAGCGGGAGCGUGGAGAACGCUAUUUGCCUCCUGGGGCUGAUCUUGUGCUUAAUGCGACUUGGCUUCGCCGUUUCAGCACUUCGCCCGCCCCUCCCUGAUGGCACGCGACUGUGGUACAAGGCCCGUGAUGGAUUGUGGUGGACCGGACGCAUUGGUACUCAUUAGGGCGGCUCGUAAAUCGUUCGAUUUUUGGAUGACCCAGGCCCAAGCGUUCUGCCUCUGCCUGCGCAUCUCUACUCCACCGCCUUGGACGCCGUCUGUGGAUCAUGGUGUUUGAAGAAACAUCAAUCGCGCCCUCUGGGCGACAACCGUGGUCGCACUCCGCUCCUUGCUGACUCCUUACCGUUGGCUGUUCCCGCCGUUUCUUCUUAGCGUCGUCGUUUUGAUAUACCAAUCGGCCUAUUUUGGUCUUUUGUGCCAUCCUUCUCACUGACGUUUUGCUUUUGUUUUUUGUUUUCUUUUCUGUCACCUUCCGUUUUGUUUCAUUUCGUUUUGUUUUUUUGUGUUGUCUCUUUUCUUUCCUUGGCUUGUUUUGUUUUGAACGCUAGGGCAACGCCGCCUCAAGACACGCAGUGUCGAGUGAUCAUUGUUCUUUGUUACCUGCAUUCAUCUGAAUCAGUGAACUGCCGCGACCUGGAUGUCCGUUCUCUCUCGCCUUUGCUUCAAUUUUUUGUUGUUGCUGUUGGUCUUUGGUUCUCUCAACAAGCUCCCUCCGAUGUUUCGUCGGUUUUGUCUGCCUCUGAAAACUUGGAAAAAGAGUUCCCCAAGUUUCGUCGGUGAUGUUUGCUUCGGGACACUUGUACACCGAGUUCUUCGCGUUUUCCUGGUUCGCCUGUUUGCCAACUAAUGUUGUCUUAAUUUUUUUUUGUUUUAGUUCCAUCGUGCCGCAGAAGUGUCGCAUACGCUUGGUGCUUCGGGAUUCCAUCCCGUGGCGUCGCCUUCUCCCAUGGAUUUUCGUCGUCACCCACACUUCGUUCUGCUUCGUCUCCAUCAUCGCCACCUUCGGGCGACGCCUUCAUCACAGUAGCGCCCCUGAGUCGUCGUCUUGUUGUGUAAAUCUCUACGACUUUGUGUUUUAUGUCUUUGAAUGAUGCGUAUCGCCAGCGAACCAUGGCGCAGUUCGUCGACAGCCUCUCUUGCAAUAAUCGCUUGUGCUUUGCAUCAUCAUUGGACCUCAAUAGGUCUUGCCCCUGCCGCUCCCUAUACGGGUUGGGUACCCUGGCACGCUGGCCAUCGUUCUCCGUGCCUUUGCCUGUCGUUCCUUUCUCCUGCCCUUCGUUGACGUCCUAGAUUGCGUUGAGUUUUCCCUUUGCGUCGCGUCCAGUAUCAANCAUCAUUGGACCUCAAUAGGUCUUGCCCCUGCCGCUCCCUAUACGGGUUGGGUACCCUGGCACGCUGGCCAUCGUUCUCCGUGCCUUUGCCUGUCGUUCCUUUCUCCUGCCCUUCGUUGACGUCCUAGAUUGCGUUGAGUUUUCCCUUUGCGUCGCGUCCAGUAUCAAAGGCCGUAUUCGUUCGGAAAUUUGUUUGGGUUUUGAGUUUCGUCACCGUGUUUUGGACUCGCUCGGGUAGUUACCCUCAUUCCUGCAGCGGUGAUACGCGCGGGUGCGCUUAAAAGAGUGGUGUGUGGCGUCUGGAUAUUGAUUUUUUUUUCCUGUCGUCGUCUGUUCAGGAUGAUAGCGUGCUGUGCCGCACUUCAUAUUCUUCGUAGCUUUAUCCCUUCAAGCGUUGUCAUUGAGAUGUCGAUGUUCCGUCUCGUGACCGUUCGCAUUCUUCAUCUCAAUGAUGGUGUGGGGGAUCGAUUCGGGAUAUUUCUAACUCACCCUCCUUUUGGAUGUUUUGUAAAGAGUCAUAUCUUCGAUUUAUGAUCAAAAAUCAUCAGCUAAAAUCUUAAUUAUGCUUUAGACUAGGAUUUCAGCAUUGAUUUGAGUAUAGAAUCUGCAUAUAUGAUAUUCAGGGUGGGCUAGUGUUAAGGAGUGUCGCUGCUAGCAUGAAUAGGGUACAUCUUAUUCUUGAUAGGAUGCGGGUCGGUCAGGAGGUAUUCCCUUCUGUCCCCUACCCCCUUAGAAUUGUCUACUCUGUGUAGCCCCCUGAGAUGAAGUUGGAUCCCCUCUUCAUCCCAGACCUUUGCUGAUCGUCUCUCAGCAAUAACAAGCAACUUUCCCAUCUCAACGUGGUCGUGGACAAGGGUGUCAACGACAGAACCUUCAUCUAUCUCUAGGAGCAAGCCACCGCCCACGGCAUCACUCCUUGAAAAAGUACAAUAAGGGGCGCGGAGUGUAGUAGUACGGGAGUACGCGAGUUCGCUGUUUUGCCCGUGGUGUGUGUUUGUGGUGUCUUGGAUAUGAGUCCGAUAUUAUAUCGUAUUCGAGGCGUUUUCUUAUUUGUUGUUAUUUUUCUGUUUCGUUUGGUACUGCAUUUUCAGGGCAACCCUGCUGUUUGGUUCAGUGGCCAUUAUUACGUGGUAUGCCAGCGGUGUUCCAUUUUACAGCAAUAGCCUAGUAGCCCGCACUGCUAUGGCUGUUGAUUGUUUUGAUUGAAAUUAAUUGCUAUUGUUCGUUGCAUCGACAAAUAUGGGGGGGGGAUGCAAUAUGUCCAUGAUUCUAGAGGCACUGACAGCAAUUGGUUUGAUUGGUGUUCUGAUGGGUUUGACAUUGCUAUAGCAGGGAGGGGCUGUUGGAGGCGCAUUUAUAUUGCUUGAAGUAUUUUACCGCGAUUGAUUCCAGAAAUAAAUAUAUCUACUCUGUUUG